AUGCCAUUCCAAUCUCGAGCCCAAGCCCUCGUCAACGCGCAAACCGGCGCCGACGCCCGUCUAUCCCGGCACACCACCCCCACCUCUUCUUCGUCUUCGCCCGCCGUGCCCAACAUUGAAACCCUCAUCGCCCACGUAGAACAGCACGGCUACGUAAUCAUCCCCUCCGCCUUCUCCGCCCCGGAAGUAGAUGAAGCCCACGCCGAGAUCGUGCGCCUGACAUCCUCGCCCAAGACAGCCGGGCCAGCCGGGGGGUUUUCCGCCGGUGCCAAUGACAAGGACAGCACCACCACAGGCGGCAGAAACAGCUUCGAAGGCUUCAAAACCCACCGCAUCUACGCCCUCCUCAACAAGUCCCCCGUCUUCCACAAGUUCCCCACCCAUCCGGCCCUCCUCGCGCUCAACAACCACUUCCUCGACCCGGGCUUCCUCCUCAACGCCUUCCACAGCGUCUACAUCCAGCCCGGCGAGGCCCCGCAGGCGCUGCACCACGACGACGGCUACGUCGGGGUGCCGAGGCCCCAUCGGUCCUUUGGGACGGGCGUAAUGGUCGCUCUCGACGACUUCACCCCCUCAAACGGCGCGACCGUCAUCAUCCCAGGCUCCCACACCUGGGGCCCCGACACCGGCGCCGCCGACACGGCCCACCUCCCCCAGCGCAAAGACGCCAUCCCCGUUGUCAUGGACAAGGGCAGCGCCGUCUUCUUCCUCGGCACCCUCUGGCACGGCGGCGGGGAAAACACCUCGCCCGACCCAAGAAGGGCGCUGACGAUCCAGUACUGCCAGCCCUGGAUGCGGCCCCUCGAGAACCAGAUCCUCGCCGUCGAGUGGGACAAGCUGGCCGGGAUGCCGAGGCGGCUGGUGGACUUGCUCGGGUACGAGCCCGGGGCCCCGUUUGUCGGGUACGCGGAUGGGGUUCACCCGUGGAAGGUUGUCCAGAGGAGGCUGAGGGAGCAGGAGGAAAGGGGUCGCAGGCAGGGGAAACUGUAA
Messenger RNA from Colletotrichum fioriniae, 990 nucleotides. RefSeq lists its product as uncharacterized. Lineage: Eukaryota; Fungi; Ascomycota; Sordariomycetes; Glomerellales; Glomerellaceae. The record is from RefSeq and is a predicted model, not a curated record.